This is a messenger RNA of Sesamum indicum (sesame), 1392 nucleotides long. Its product is annotated as phosphorylated adapter RNA export-like protein. Gene Ontology annotation, biological process: snRNA export from nucleus. NCBI's taxonomy places the organism in Eukaryota, Viridiplantae, Streptophyta, Magnoliopsida, Lamiales, Pedaliaceae. The record is from RefSeq and is a predicted model, not a curated record.
UUAUUUUUUCCGCUUUUCUCAAUUUCUAUACGUAAUUAUUGUCUGUAAUUAACGCAUAACCAGUUAGGGAAACCAGCGAGUUAUAUGGUGCCGAUGUCAGUUUUUUUACGUGUUAGGAGCGAAGGAUCAUGCAUAUAAAUUUGUGCUUUUUAUUGUGUUCAGGUCGAUUUGAUUUUUGUUCUCCGGUGGCGUCUCCGUGGGCGCUAUAUUUUCUAAUUUUUGUUUGAGUUUUUGGUUUUCGGUUGUGGAUAACAUGGAAGGAGGAGAGAGCUUGCUAGACACGCUUUUUGAUGAGGAAAUUGUUGAUGAUGGGCAAGAUGUUGAAAUGCUUGAUAUUGAAGAGGGUGAGCUAACUGAACAGAUCUCAAACACUGAAGUAGGAGAAAGUUGUGAUGUAGGUAAUGAUCAAGAAAAUCAAGAAUCUAACAGGAGGAUUUCGAGACAAAAGAAGAGGAAAAAGAAAAACAAGCGAAAGAGAGGCAGCAGUGCUGGCCCAAAUAUAACUAAUAUAAACAGAUUCGUCUUGGAUGCAUGCAAGCGUUUGAGAGAGAAAAAAUCAUAUCUUAUGUGGACUGCUGUUGGUUGUCUGGGUGUCUCAGCUUUGAGUGAUCUUGUGAAAGAGGUUGAUGCAAUUCAGGCCUGUGGAGGUCAGAAGACAGCUGAUGGCAGCCGUUUCCGGAGUGGUGGUGGCAUAUUAUGGAAUAUCAUCAAAGUACGUGAUCCUAAUGCUUACAAAGAGAUAAUGAGAAAAGGAAAAGAGUUUGAGAAGCAAUUCAAGCAGCAACUUCACGGUAAGCAAGAACCUAAGCAACAGGCAGAAGCUUCCUCACCAAGCAUCACUCUUGAUGCCAAUCAGGCUAAGUCUAAUAUAUCAGAUUGUUUGGAGCUUACAUGUCAUGAUCGGAGUCAGCACGAACUUAUGGCUGCUCCACAGAAACGUGCGUCUGUUCAUGAGAGAAUACGAAUGCCGGUUACAUAUGAUGAUUUGCCUGGGGGAGAGGAUCCCAAAGAUGAAUUAGGUUCACUCAAAUGAAUUGGUGGCCUGGUAUUUUGGGAACGUAAAAGAGCUGUUUUUGCCUUUGACCUGAACAUUCGCGAGUGUGGGUGUAUUUUUCCUUCUUCUUCUUUGUUUUUCCUUUUUUUUUUGAUUGGGGGGAGGAGGAGGUCGCAAUACAUCCUUCAACAUUAUCACGAGGAUCUUGCGUUUGUUUUGAUGCAAAGUUUGAGUCAAUUGGUUCAAAUGGCUGGGCUGUAGUCGAGUAAUGCCUUUUUUCUUAGCAAGUGCUGUAGAGUAAUGAUCAGAAUGAUGUCCAAGUUUUGUUACUUGAAAUUGGUGCUUCAGAUUUGAAAUGCACUACAAAAGCAGGUUUUAUGUGUUUGCAUUUUGUCAAA